AUGAAUAAAUACAACAGUGGAGAAGACAGAAAUCAUUGGAAAGAUUGGAAAAAGGAAAAAUCGAAAAACCAGAUAGUGUCAGACGCAAUUGAAACAAACGUCAAAAUGCAUGAGAAAUUUAAUUCUACAUUUGAUGAAUCUGGUGGGAGCUCUCUUCAAAAGCCUCUAAGGCUAAAACGGAAAUUAAAAGAAAUUAGAAGACCAUCGGAUUAUGAUGGAUUGGCACUCCUAUUCGAAGAGUCUAAAGAAGAUAUGAUUAUAAGAAAUAUUGAUGAAGAGACCCUCAAGGAGGAAAGUAAAUUGCCACUAGCAACAACUCUAGGCCGUCUUGAUAUUAGCACUAUCACUCGUUCUAUCUCAGCUUGA
Molecule: messenger RNA, 366 nt
Organism: Funneliformis mosseae
Lineage: Eukaryota; Fungi; Glomeromycota; Glomeromycetes; Glomerales; Glomeraceae
Source: the annotation of a GenBank genome assembly